Messenger RNA from Cydia amplana, 804 nucleotides. RefSeq lists its product as uncharacterized. Lineage: Eukaryota; Metazoa; Arthropoda; Insecta; Lepidoptera; Tortricidae. Gene Ontology annotation, molecular function: nucleic acid binding; RNA-DNA hybrid ribonuclease activity. The record is from RefSeq and is a predicted model, not a curated record. The coding region runs from base 1 to 804 and encodes 267 amino acids. The transcript has 2 exons.
AUGCUAACUGGCGCGGACGCGUGCGACGGAUUUUACCUACAAAUCCUACAAUGCCCUAGGGUCCUACCAACCGCGGCCCUGGAAGCCUUACUGGGCCUGCCGCCGCUGCACCUCUUUAUACAACAGGAAGCGCUAGCUGCGGCGGUACGUCUUAAAAAAUCUAAUCUCUGGAGACCGCCUAGGGUGCCACACACCGAAAUCCUCUACGAGGCCAUAGGUAGGGAACCGCUCAUAGAAGCGGUGACUGACAGGAUACCCAAGCAGUUCGUCUUCGACAAGAAAUACAAAAUACAAUUACAUGAAGAACCCCAUGAAGGACUCAACCCAAGGGAGCUGAGAAUCUUCACGGACGGAUCAAAGACAAGGUCAGGCACUGGCGCUGGGGUUUUCUCAGAGGACCUAAACAUACACAUCUCAACACCACUUGGUGCCCAUAACACAGUCUUCCAGGCGGAAUGUAUGGGCAUCAUAAUGGCAGCACACGCAAUCGUCUCAAGGGAAGUAUUGGACUACCCCAUCCGCAUACUCUCUGAUAGUCGAUCAGUACUGCAAGCUCUACAAAGUUAUACUCUCACUUCAGGGCUAAUUUACGAAUGCCACAAAGCUCUGUCAGAGGUAUGUACCACCAAUGGCGUAACUCUGCAGUGGAUCAAAGGACACAGCAACUCACGAGGUAACGAUGCAGCCGACAUCCUGGCGAGAGGUGGCUCGGAACUGAAGGUGGCAGGACCUGAGCCAAUUAUACCUCUGCCAUUUGCCUGGCUCCGGAACAUGCUGCGUCAUAACACCAAGGACAACUUCUAG